UCGCGCCGCGGAGCAAGCCGCUGUGGAGCUGCAGCCCUUCUCUGAGAGAGACACCAGGUGAUGGCAGCCAUGCUCCUGACAGCCUGGCCCCAGGGCCUGAGCCAUGGAAUUGGCCCUAGGGCAGCAGGAACCUGUUGUUUCAGAAGUCGGUGACCUUUGAGGAUGUGGCUGUGUACUUCACCCAGACGGAAUGGGAUGGCCUGUCUCCUGCACAGAGGGCCCUGUACAGGGAUGUGAUGCUGGAGAAUUAUGGGAAUGUGGCCUCCCUGGGGUUUCCGCUUCUCAAACCUGCUAUGAUCUCUCGAUUGGAAGGAGGAGUAGAUCUUGAUAUCCAGACCGGCAGUAACUUGUCUGAAGAAAUGUGUGAAGAAAACGUUAGUACAUUAUUUGAACUUCAGAAGAACUUUUCCCAGGAAACAGGUUUUUCAGAAGCCUUUAUGCUUGAGCAACAACAGAAAGUCCACUCAGUAGGAAGUAUGAAAGAGGAAAACAGCAGUGUCACUGAUGGAACAGUGGAAAAUGAGACAGGUCCUAUGGAGGAGUGUCUCUAUAGUCAGAGUGCAGACUUGUUUCAAUAUCACACCAUCUCCACUGGAGAGCAACACCCUUGUUCUACAGGACAAGAGAAAGUCUUCAGUUUUGACACAAAACUUGUUAAGCAUGAAAUAAUUAAUCCUCGAGAAAGACCUUUAAAAUGUGAAGAAUUAGUGGAAACUUAUAAGUGUGAUUCUCAACUUAAUCAACAACUGGAAAGCUAUACUAGGGAGAAGCCUUAUCAGUGUACAGAUUGUGGCAAAGCCUUCAGUGUUAAUGCAAAAUUAAUUUGGCAUCAAAGACUUCAUAGUGGGGACAAACCCUUCAAAUGUGUUAAGUGUGGGAAAUGCUUCAGCUACAGUUCACAUUAUAUCACACACCAAACGAUCCACAGUGGAGAGAAACCCUAUCAAUGCAAGGUGUGCGGGAAAGCCUUCAGUGUUAAUGGGAGUCUAAGUAGGCACCAGAGGAUCCAUUCAGGAGAGAAGCCCUAUCAGUGCCAGGAGUGUGGAAAUGGCUUCAGCUGUAGUUCUGCAUAUAUCACACAUCAGAGAGUCCACACUGGGGAGAAACCUUAUCAGUGUAGUGACUGUGGAAAGGCUUUCAAUGUUAAUGCAAAAUUAAUUCAACAUCAGAGAAUUCACACUGGAGAGAAACCUUAUGAAUGUGGUGAGUGUGGGAAAAGCUUCAGAUGCAGCUCUCAGCUUAGGCAGCAUCACAGUGUCCAUACUGGAGAGAAGCCCUUUCAGUGUAAAGAGUGUGGGAAAGCCUUCAAUAAUAAUGCAAAACUCAUUCAGCAUCAAAGAAUACACACGGGUGAGAAGCCCUAUGAGUGCAAUGAAUGUGGAAAAGCCUUUAGUGUCAAAGGGAAGUUAAUCCAGCACCAGAGAAUCCACACUGGUGAGAAGCCCUAUGAAUGUAAUGAAUGUGGGAAAGCCUUCAGGUGUAACUCCCAACUUCGGCAGCAUCUGAGAAUCCACACUGGGGAGAAACCUUAUGAGUGUAAUGAGUGUGGAAAGGCCUUCAAUGUCAAUGCAAAACUUGUGCAGCAUCAGAGAAUUCACACUGGGGAGAAACCCUUUGAAUGUAAUGAAUGUGGGAAAUGCUUUUCCUCUAAAAGAAACCUACUUGAUCAUCAUCGAAUCCAUACUGGAGAAAAGCCCUAUCAAUGUAAGGAGUGUGGAAAAGCCUUCAGCAUCAAUGCCAAGUUAACUAGGCAUCGGCGAAUACAUACUGGGGAGAAACCUUUUAAAUGUAUGGAAUGUGAGAAAGCAUUCAGCUGUAGUUCUGACUAUAUUGUCCACCAGAGAAUCCACACUGGAGAGAAACCCUUUCAGUGCAAGGAAUGUGGAAAAGCCUUUCAUGUUAAUGCCCAUCUAAUUCGGCAUCAGAGAAGCCACACUGGGGAGAAACCUUUCCGAUGUGUGGAGUGUGGCAAAGGCUUCAGCUUUAGUUCUGACUGUAUUAUACACCAGACAGUUCACACUUGGAAGAAACCUUAUGUGUGUAAUGUGUGCGGGAAAGCCUUCAGAUUUAGCUUCCAACUUAGUCAGCAUCAGAGUGUCCAUAGUGAAACAAAUUCCUAAUAGAAUGAUGUAAAAAACUGAAGACUGAUGUUGAAAUGGAUUAUGUGUCAUUGGAUUCAACCUCAGGAAAGACCCUAAAAAAGAAAUGAAUAUAGCACACUUCUCAUGGAAACAUCUCGUGUUUUAUUCAGUUUUUAAUCAUGAAUUGAUAGUUAAAAAGUAAUAUCUAAAAAAUGUAUAACAUUGUUUUAAACUGACGAGUCAGAAAAUACAAUGAAAGGAAAUAGCUCACUCCUAGCAGCAUCAAGAAAAGUGAUUUUCUAGGUAUAAAUAAUUAUUCCCCUGGACCUGUAUAAAGAAAACUGUAAUUAUCCACUGAGGGCCACCAAAGGCCCUAAAGUAAGUGAAGAGAAACAUUAUUCUUGCAUAGGAAAACCCACAUUAUAGAGAUGUUCACUGUACCUAAAUUAAUUUAUUUCUGUUUAAUUAUUGGCAACAAGCAUGCAUUACUUUGGUAAAGAGGAAAAACAAUAAAGAUUACUUUUAGAAAGGAAAAACGGGUAAAUAUUUUUAUGAAAUUAGAGACAGUCUUUCAAAGCUUCAAAUGAAAACUAGAAGCCAGCAAUAAAGAAAUACUGAUACACUGAUCAUUCAAAAUUUAAAAUUUCUGUAAUUGUUUUAAAUAAUCCCAAAUAAGGUUAAAAGGUAAAACAAAGUGGAAAUAUAUUUGUAAAAUUUGUGAUAUGAAAGUGUAAUAUCUAAUAUGUAGGGAAGUUUUUACAAUAA
Sciurus carolinensis (gray squirrel) is the source of this 2846-nucleotide messenger RNA. It is a transcript of the gene Znf23, whose product is annotated as zinc finger protein 23. Gene Ontology annotation, biological process: regulation of transcription by RNA polymerase II. Gene Ontology annotation, molecular function: DNA-binding transcription factor activity, RNA polymerase II-specific; RNA polymerase II cis-regulatory region sequence-specific DNA binding. NCBI's taxonomy places the organism in Eukaryota, Metazoa, Chordata, Mammalia, Rodentia, Sciuridae. The coding region runs from base 237 to 2120 and encodes 627 amino acids. Gene Ontology annotation, cellular component: nucleus. The record is from RefSeq and is a predicted model, not a curated record. The transcript is spliced from 5 exons.